Molecule: messenger RNA, 1565 nt
Organism: Prorocentrum cordatum
Lineage: Eukaryota; Dinophyceae; Prorocentrales; Prorocentraceae
Source: the annotation of a GenBank genome assembly
GAGGUCGUCGGAGCAGCACCACGGUUGGAACUUCCCCUUCCAGCUCACGCGGUUGCCCCCGACGCUGUCUCGCUACCUGCUCCAGGACGACCAUUGCACCGACUGCGACACGUACGCCUGGGAGGUGCAGGACGGCGACCUGCUGCUGGUCUUCUCCGACGGCGUCCGGGACAACCUCCACGAUGCGGAUACGGAUAUUGAGCAUCGUGGACCGCACCGUGCCCCCGGUGCUGGCGGACCUGGCGGGUCUGCCGGAGAGCACGCGACGCCCCCGGAGAGGGUCGCGCGGGCGCUGGCCUCCGCCGCGAGGCUGCGGUCGGUCGACCCCGCCGCGAGGGUGCCCUUUAACAUCUACUCGCGCCGGCACGGGCUGGAGCGCACGGGUGGCAAGGAGGACCCAGGGACGACAUCACGGUCGUGGCAGCCUGGGUGCUGCCCGAGUGCGACCGCGGCGCCGUCCCGGCCUUCGACGCCGCGCGGGCCCUGCAGCUCGCCCCCGCCGGCCUGCCCCGCGUGGCCGGCACCUGGCCCGACGAGUGAGGCGGCGGGCCGGCCGUGCGCCUCGGCCUGGCCGGGCCUCCCGCGCGCCAGGAGAGAGGCCCAUCGUCAUCAUCGUCGCAUUCAUCCCAACCCCUCCUGGGACAGGGUGGUGUGGCAGCUCAGCUCUGCGCACGCGCGAGCUGCGCUCUCUCGUUCCUCCUCCUCCUCCUCUUCUCCUCCUCCUCUUCCUUUCCCUCUCCCUCAUCCUUCUGUAGUGGCUGGUGCUUUCUGCUUCUGGCUUGGGCCAGGGUUUAAGCAGCCGAUGCGCGUGUCAACCGUCUUUGGUAACCACGCUGCCUAAUCUCCCUCGUUCUCGUCCUCAUCCUCGUUCUCCCUAUCCCCCUCCCAUUCUUCAGAACAGCCUUUCGCGAGGCAAAGCCGUGUCACGAUGAAUGUCCCUAACUCAGUGUUUUUUCUACGUGGAGCGCCGACAUUGUGCAUGACAAGCUGGUUCAGUGCAGGUGGUGCGGCGGCUCUCCCAGCAUACCCCCCCUGUGAGAACGCCUCCUCGCCUCCUCCUCAUCCUCCACCAAACUGCGGCAGCCGCGCAGGUUCGUGGCCAGCGCUGUCGAGAUGAGGCGUACACUCGUCCGUCUACGCAGGGGUUAUGCUUAUUUGUAGUCAAUUUUGCGCCCCCCAGAGAUGAGGCACAUCCUCAUCUGCCCUGGGCUGCCUUCUCUCAUCCGCCGAUGCACAAUAUCUCCGAUGAUUCAACGUCACUGGAAACCGCUGGCGGGGCACGAAGAUCCCGCAGGCUGGCCGUCUUCCGGGCGAUGUUGCGCCCACCGAAGUUUUUUGAAGCAUGCUUUUAAUCUGCCGCGUGGGCCCUGGCGUGGAACCGUCGAUUUAGCAUUUUCAAAGUCGGUGGCCAGCGGAACCGUUGUUUUAGCGAUUUCAAGCCGUCUUGGACCACAGCACGAAGGGUUGGGUGCCACAGCGACGCCAAUCACAAUUAGGACUCUUCGCGCGCCCGAGAAGGUCGGGUGUCUGCCUGUCUUCCGAAUCGUCCAUGCGCUGGAAAAGAG